Messenger RNA from Metschnikowia bicuspidata var. bicuspidata NRRL YB-4993, 1542 nucleotides. Its product is annotated as SF3a splicing factor complex subunit. Gene Ontology annotation, molecular function: RNA binding. The record is from RefSeq and is a predicted model, not a curated record. Gene Ontology annotation, biological process: mRNA splicing, via spliceosome. Gene Ontology annotation, cellular component: spliceosomal complex. NCBI's taxonomy places the organism in Eukaryota, Fungi, Ascomycota, Pichiomycetes, Serinales, Metschnikowiaceae. Bases 1 to 1542 code for a protein of 513 amino acids. The transcript has a single exon.
AUGUCCCUUGAAGCCCAGAGACAGCUUCUCGAGGAGCUCAAUGUGCUCGAGGCGGCUGCGGCCCAGCGGUUCCGGAAAAACCCGGCCCUACGAGCCGCAGCCCGUAUACUGCUGGCCGAUGAGGUGCUUGAAUCCAAGCCCAAACGACCACAUUUGGAAAACAUCAUGCACCAGCACGAACUAGCGUUUUUCCAUAGCCAGUAUGCUAUGGACGGCGAACGGUGCACCAACGUGUUUGCGGGCGACGCCCUCGCCAGCGAAAUCUCGGCCUUCAAAGACCCCGACCUCAAGUUCCAGCAUAUUCUAGCCACCAUUCGCAACAUCGAUGACAAGUACCAUGGCGCCGCGCCUGGCAGCGCCGGCUCCGUCGCAGACUCCUAUGCAAUGUACCUGAGUGCGCCAAAGGCAGAGGACCCCAAGAAGUCGGCCAAAGUGAAGCGGAAGUAUCUUCUUUCUUCGGCCACUGUGCACAUUGAUGCGCAGCUCAAACUGGCGUUUUCCGAGUCGGAGUCAUACGGCAAGUACGUGGACUUGAGCCUCCCGUAUGAAAUGGCCAAGUCCUUGCUGGGCUCGCCGCAAAGCUACGUGGACUACCUCCGGGCGUUUCUUGAGUUUGGAUGCAGAAGCAAGGCCCCGGCGUACAGCAGCUAUCUCGACACUCUCCUCAAGUACUUGCGCAACUUCCAUGCCAACGUCUUUCCGUUGUCGCCGGAAACCGCUGCUGGUGCUUCUCUGGAGAAAAUCGCUGCUGGUUCCUCUCUGGAGGCCAGGCCGCCAUCCGCGGAGGAACUCGGGAAGCCCAAUGCCAACGGCGAGGUCUUUUGCUGCGCCUGCGACAAGCUCUUUGCCAAGGAGUCGGUGUACCAGGGCCACCUUUCGGGCAAGAGGCACAAGAAAAACAAAGACAGGAAGCAGGCCGGUGCAAAGAAUGAGACGUCCGCCCUCCAGCCGAGCCACUUGGAGGCGCAGAUCCGGGCUCUUGCCACGAGCCUCAAGCCCAUCAUCGACAUCACCAUCACCGACCACCAACGACAGGCCCGCUUCUCCGAGCGUGAGCAGCAACUUGAGCGAGUUGCCUUGGAAGGCGAGCUUUCGGAAUACACGGCCCUAGACUCGGACUCGGCCGGCGAGGCGUCCGAGGACGAGGACGACUUCGAUGCCGCCUUCUCCAAAGACUUGCCCUUGGGCUCGGACGGAAUCCCGAUUCCGCUCUGGCUCUACAGAUUGCAGGGCCUCCACCGCUCGUAUCUGUGUGAAGUGUGUGGAAACAUUGCGUACAAAGGAAGGCAGCAGUUCAACAAGCACUUUGGCCAGCCCAAACACGUGCAUGGGCUCAUGUGCCUCGGGGUCCUGGAGCAACACACCUCGCUUUUCGCCAACAUCUCCACCAUUGCAGAAGUGCAAGAAUUGUGGGCAAAGCUCAAGCUGGGCGAGUUGGCACAGCAGGAAAACGACGACAAUGCUAUCGAGGUGGAGGACGAUGACGGGAACGUCAUGUCACGCAAGGACUACGAGGAGUUGAAGAGACAAGGCUUGAUAUAG